CUUACUAUGUUGGCUUACUCGCGCGUUCUCGCCAGUUGUAACGGAGCGCUCGCGGAGCGCACACCGUGGCGUAUCCAUCGGCGCGCGUUUCAAACUCAGACAGCUCGAGUCGCCUUCCGCUCGACUGCUCUUCUGCGAGGCUCGCAGCUCUGUCGCUCCUCCGGCCGGUCUCAGUGAUUCCUUGGAUACUCCUCCGAGGUCCUUUCGUGUUCUCGCGGGCCGAUCGCGCGGGGGACGUCUCGUUCACGAAAUGCGCGCCGGAAGUCCCCUCAAAGUCGCGGUGAGGUGGUGAGUCCGUUGGUGUGUUGUGGCCAUCGGGUGAAUCGAUCAAGCGACGGCUAAGCCUGCCAGGUGCCUCCUCGGUCUCAGACAGUGAACUUGGAUCCUUUCGAUGCCACUUGUGCGUUAACUUGACGCGAACAUGAUUCCCGCGCGCUGACGUGUGCGCUGUUGCGAUCACCGCGGGCUGCUCGACUGCGAAUCAGUAAAAAUAAGAACCAGGAGGAAUGUUGAAGCACGUGUCGGUCUCGCCGUGGAGAGGGCGGUCGGACAGCGUGAGUCUCUCCUCGAGCGGCGGUGCGAGUAGCUGCGGAAGCGGAAGUCCUACCCCCGGUCACACACCACCGCCCUCGAGAGCGUCCUCAUGCGCUUCCCUGGCACCCCUAACCGCCCUGUCGAGCUUCUCGCCGGCCGACACCGCACCCCAACAGACCACCAUCAAGGUCUACGCCAACUGCUUGCGGCCGGACAUCGAGUACAAGACCUUGUCCAUCACCUACGAGACGACCUGUCGCGAAGUGGUGCAAAAUCUUCUGAACAAAUACCGCAUGAGGCACCGCGACCCUCGAUUGUUUUACCUAACGAUGGAGGUGACCGUGAGAAGGGCCAAUGUGCGCACUAUCCUGCCGCUCGACGAGGACGCACGGCCGGCCGUCCUGCAAUCCUGCCACCCUCGCGGCGAUUCCAAGUUCUCGUUGCAGACGCGCCGCGGCGGACUCGUCAAAAUAUACGACAGCGCACUUAUGUCCGGGUCCAAGUACAAGAGCCUUCUGGUCUCGGAGCAGACCACCGUAGACGAGUUGAUCCAGAUGCUGCUGAGCUGCUACAGCUCCAAGGAGCCGGUGGAGCAGUUCUCUCUCUACGAGGUCUGCGAAGGCGAAGAGUACCAAAGGAAAUUGCACCCCGAUGACUCGCCGCUCAAGGUUACGCAACGGUGGACCAGUGUAGACCGGCACCUUCGUAUCAGACGCAAUCCAGAUUACAAUCCACACAGGCGGAAGAGCAUGUGGGCGUCGGAUUCGAGCAUCACCAUGGCGAUGUCGAGACUGGAUCUCCACGAUGGUCUCGCCGGCUACAACCCGAGGCUCGACAAUAACAAUCACCUGAGUCUGCAUCACCUCGCCGGCAAAGUCAGCGUCACCGCUAUAAGCAAGAACAACAAUAAUAACAAUAACAGUAGCAGCAGCAACAACAACAACAACAACAACAACAACAUCAUCAUCCAUCGAGAUCAGCAUCACCUGUCGCUAGGCUCCAUCAAUCAGGCGCCGCGAAUCGUCCUGCCCCACGCGGGCGAACACCCGCAGGUGCAAGUGCCGCGGGUGCAGCAACUGCCGCAGAGCGUCCCGUCGACGCCGCUCUCGUCGAAGCACGUGACUGUCUCCUCCUACGCCGACUACGAGAAUUAUCUCUUUAUAUAGGGACAGCCUCUCUCGGCCGAAGGUGGGAACGAAAUCGAUCGCGGAGGUUCACCUCGCGCAAGACGGUCAGAGUUACCAGAGACUCGUCGGCGAUGCAACGCGUGUUUUGCGAUUCGCACCGCGGAUCCUCCAGACGGAUGACAGAAAAGUCGGUCGGUUUGAUGCCGGUUUCAUGUAAUCCUCGCCUCGUUCGCGAUCGAGGAAACUCGACGAAACGCGCUUGUUAAGAUUUCCCCGAUUCUCACGUCGAAGAGGAACAAUGCUCGAUCGAAUAUGUCGAGAUAUUUGAUUAACAAUUCAACGAACGCGUGAAACGCGUAAAAUCUCGUCGUAUCCGUCGCAAUAGUGUGGUAUUUUAAAGGCAACUCGAUGAGUCGAGGCACGAUCCGCUGAAUGUAUUGAAACGCUCACUUGCCUCCUGCGUCUCGGCCGCAAUGCAGUGCCGAUAACACCGAACAAAGAGAAUUUACGAUAUUAGUUAGUAAUGAGGGAAAUUGUACCAAAGGUAGACGUACGUAAUAUAUAUAUAUAUUAUAUAUAUAUAUAUAUAUAUACACACACACACACACACACACACACAUAUAUAUACAUAUAUGAAGUAUACGCCGCAUUUUCGAUUACGCGGCGCUUGUAUGAAGCCUGAUUUAAAAUUUCUAUAAUUUUUUAUAAACUCGCCUUUUGUCUUCUCGUCUGAUGUAUAUCCGACGGAACGUCGGUCGCGCGGUAGAUCGACUUCGUCGAAAAAAUAAAUCGUCUUGUGCGUCUUCUACUAUAUAUAAACUGUCAAGUCCUAGGUAACUUCAACGGCGAAAAUAUAAGCGCAUAAUUCAAAAGUAAGACUCGCUCGAGCGGAGCGACUUAUCUAAAGUGUGUGCACAAUGUGGGGAAAGGAUGUAUUGUUAUUUAUUUAUGUAAAAGGUAAAGCGUCUAGUUAAGCUCGUAAA
Molecule: messenger RNA, 2644 nt
Organism: Harpegnathos saltator (Jerdon's jumping ant)
Lineage: Eukaryota; Metazoa; Arthropoda; Insecta; Hymenoptera; Formicidae
Gene: rau
Product: RA domain-containing protein rau
Exons: 6
Coding region: 507-1700 (397 amino acids)
Biological process (GO): positive regulation of epidermal growth factor receptor signaling pathway; signal transduction; positive regulation of fibroblast growth factor receptor signaling pathway
Source: RefSeq, a predicted model, not a curated record